AUGGAGAUGGAUGAUGACCCCGACCCGGAGAUGCAAACAGGAACCCCAGGCCACCCUAUUAGCAUAUCUAGUGGGUCUCCAUUUCAGGGAUCUCCUUAUCGUGGACCCGACUCCUUCCAAGAGAGGAUGGCUACCUAUGACUGGUUCUUUACUCCAUCUUAUCAUAGCUCUCCGGCUCAACCACCUUUAGAGGAUCCUCAACUUCAAGCUGUCUCACCACCACCACUCCCGGUAGAGGAGCCACCACAGCAGCCACCGCAACCACCUCCCGAGCCUCCGAGGCGAAGAAGGAACGCCCGCAUGUCCGUUAGAGGAGGACCCCGUUUCAGUUCUCCUCGAGGAUCGAGUUCCUAUCCCCCUAUUCCAGAGGACCCUCAGAUGGGUGGGCCCUCAAACACGGCACCGGAGGAUAAUCCUCCGCAAGCUUCUUAUGCACCACCUAUGCCGCCUGUGGGAUUUGAUAACCCAAUUCCGACGUACCCAGGUUUUUCCGGGUAUAAUCCUUAUGGAGACCCGUCGGGAUAUCCAUUGGGCUAUGGAACUCAUGACCCAUAUCUUACGGCUGCGCAGUAUCACCACCUUUAUCCUUCUACUUACCCUCCUAUGCCUCCAACUGACUACCCAAUUUAG
Messenger RNA from Helianthus annuus (common sunflower), 630 nucleotides. RefSeq names its product leucine-rich repeat extensin-like protein 5. The transcript has a single exon. Lineage: Eukaryota; Viridiplantae; Streptophyta; Magnoliopsida; Asterales; Asteraceae. Bases 1 to 630 code for a protein of 209 amino acids. The record is from RefSeq and is a predicted model, not a curated record.